Molecule: messenger RNA, 1202 nt
Organism: Lingula anatina
Lineage: Eukaryota; Metazoa; Brachiopoda; Lingulata; Lingulida; Lingulidae
Source: RefSeq, a predicted model, not a curated record
UAUCGUUGUACUUUCAGUAAUUUUUACUGCAGUUUAAUUGCCAUACCACUGAUACACAGUGCGCCAUGUUGUCUACGAUCUACGCAAUUCUGGUUACCCUCUGCCUCCUUCUGGCAUGUAGGCCUACCUCAGUGCGAGCGCAACGGCUAAAACGUCGGUCUCUCGAUCCAUCUUGCUCUCUCCAACUGGCCGAUGACACCCUACCUAGCCGUAACCAUGACGAUGUUGUGGCUGCGGCAGCUAAAUGGGCCCCAAUGGUGAAUUUAGCCGAUGGAGAAGAAUGGCGUCCCUCAAGCGUUGACUUCUUCUUAAAUGAAGUUAACUUACGUGGAGGAACACCAACAGAUGUAACGUCGGCAACGCUCCCCGUGUGUAACGACGACUGCUAUCUAGAAACCAAAGUGGGACUGUCCUGUGCUUCGUGCAGAGAUCCCCCGGUAUUUCGUGGCCAAGACCCCGCAGUCGCCCCGGUGUAUGCCAUCUACGAGGAGACAAACAACACUGUGAGCAUAACCUACUGGUUUUUCUACCCCUACAACCGUGGGAAAAGGGUCUGCAUUGGUUACUAUGUGGAUGUGUGUUGUGGUGAGGUAUGGGGACGUUGUUUGUGUGGUAGGAUAAGCACCUGUAUUGGCGGAUACUCCACUUUUGGGCACCAUGUUGGAGACUGGGAACGGGUCGUAAUAACAUUCAAGGAUGACAAACUGUACUCGAUAUAUCUCUAUAUCCAUGGAUCAGAAGCUACUGCACAGUUUGGCGGAGAAUUCAUUUGGGACGGGCAAAGCUUCAAACAAGGUUCACGCACCGUGUCGCUGACCGAAUGCAGCCACCCGGUGAUUUACUCGGCAAAGGGUUCCCACGGUUCCUGGCCAGAACCCGGGGAGCACGUGUACAAGGAUAUCAUCAUGGAUAAGCUGGUCGACUCUUGCAGCGACGGCCAGGAUUGGCAAACCUGGAACAACCUGAAGGUUGUCAAGAACACCGGUGCUCCCUUCACUGGCGAGUUCAGCUUCCUGAACUUCAAAGGCCGCUGGGGAAAUAGAGAGUCUGAAUGCACACUUCGGACAAUCGGGAUCGAUCAGUGCAUCUUGAGUAACGGUCCCACGGGUCCACUGAAUUAAUAGAGCGGUUUGAUGCAUCGCCCUGUCUUCUCAAUAGUCUCCUAUAUGCUUGUACUAAUUAAUGAACGGAUUAUUGAAAUG